Messenger RNA from Cuculus canorus (common cuckoo), 3924 nucleotides. RefSeq names its product gamma-aminobutyric acid type A receptor subunit beta1 (gene GABRB1). Gene Ontology annotation, cellular component: GABA-A receptor complex; synapse; neuron projection. Bases 26 to 1459 code for a protein of 477 amino acids. The transcript is spliced from 9 exons. NCBI's taxonomy places the organism in Eukaryota, Metazoa, Chordata, Aves, Cuculiformes, Cuculidae. The record is from RefSeq and is a predicted model, not a curated record. Gene Ontology annotation, biological process: monoatomic ion transmembrane transport; regulation of membrane potential; signal transduction. Gene Ontology annotation, molecular function: neurotransmitter receptor activity; GABA-A receptor activity; extracellular ligand-gated monoatomic ion channel activity.
CCUCGCGCGGCGGCGGAGGGGCGGGAUGGGGGGGGCGGCGGCGCUCAGGCGGGACGGCCCGUGGGCGCUGUCCUUGGUGCUGGCCGCGGCGUGCGCGGCGCGCAGCGCCGACGGGCCCAGCAACAUGUCUUACGUGAAGGACACGGUGGACGGGCUGCUGCAGGGCUACGACAUCCGCCUCCGACCCGACUUCGGAGGUCCGCCCGUGGAUGUGGGCAUGCGGAUAGAGAUCGCCAGCAUCGACGUGGUCUCGGAGGUCAACAUGGAUUACACCCUGACUAUGUACUUCCAGCAGUCCUGGAGGGACAAAAGGCUUUCUUAUUCUGGAAUACCUUUGAACCUAACUCUGGACAACAGAGUGGCUGACCAGCUGUGGGUGCCGGACACGUACUUCCAAAAUGACAAGAAGUCAUUUGUCCAUGGAGUGACAGUGAAAAACCGAAUGAUUCGACUCCAUCCAGAUGGGACAGUGCUUUAUGGCCUACGGAUCACAACAACAGCUGCUUGCAUGAUGGAUCUACGCAGAUACCCUCUGGAUGAACAAAAUUGCACACUAGAAAUUGAAAGUUAUGGAUACACUACUGAUGAUAUUGAAUUUUACUGGAAUGGAGAAGAAUCAGCAGUAACAGGAGUUAGUAACAUUGAGCUCCCACAAUUUUCUAUAGUUGAUUACAAGAUGGUAUCAAAGAGAGUGGAAUUUACAACAGGAGCAUAUCCUCGAUUAUCACUUAGCUUCCAGCUAAAAAGAAAUAUCGGAUACUUCAUUUUGCAAACCUAUAUGCCUUCCACGCUGAUCACAAUUCUGUCGUGGGUAUCUUUUUGGAUCAGUUAUGAUGCCUCUGCAGCCAGAGUUGCUCUUGGAAUCACAACUGUGCUGACCAUGACCACCAUCAGCACUCACCUCAGGGAGACCUUGCCAAAAAUUCCCUAUGUUAAGGCAAUAGAUAUUUACCUGAUGGGAUGCUUCGUGUUUGUGUUCCUGGCGUUGCUGGAAUAUGCCUUUGUAAACUACAUAUUCUUUGGGAAAGGACCUCAACGUCAAAAAAAGGCAGCAGGCAGGGCAGGAUAUACUACAGAUAAGACGAGCAGACUGGAAACAAAUAGAGUUCAGGUUGACCCACAUGGAAACAUGCUUCUUAGCCCACUUGAAGCACGAAAUGAUGUCAGCAGCUCAAAUGUGCUCACAAGCCUCCGUGACCCCCGAGCGAUCAUGUACACAUAUGACAGUGGCAACCUGCAGUACAGAAGAGCCACUUCAAGCAGAGACUUCUACAGUAGGAGUGGUCUGGAGAGGCACAGGCUUCAUAAAAAAGGACAAUUACGAAGAACGACAUCCCAGAUCAAAGUCAAAAUCCCCGAUUUGACUGAUGUUAACUCAAUAGACAGGUGGUCCAGAAUGGUCUUUCCCAUCACAUUCAUUCUUUUCAAUGUUGUUUAUUGGCUGUAUUAUGUCCACUAAUUUAUGCAAUAACAUUACCACAGACUAACAUAAUUAGGCUUGUUUCUUUUCCUUCCCAAUUUUCUGAACUCUGAAGAACUGCAGUAGCCAUGCCACAUGUUCAAGGUAGGAUACCUAGUCACUGAAUAAUUUUAAAUUUAAACUUGAAAAAAAAAAAACCACAACAAACCAGCCUCACCACAUUCACAGUAAAAUAGUACAGAUCUGCUCUUACAGAGCAUCUUCAGCAAAAGUGCUAUUCCUUGAUUUUUUACAGACUUAGUGCACCACCUGUGACCUUCCUGUGUCUGCUUUUACCUUUAUUUUAAAUGGAAUAAAAAUCAAUCCUACUGCAUUUCUUACCACAUAUUGGCAGCCCACAGAAGCAUGCUUGAAAAUAAGACAGUAAAAGAACUCAAAGUAGUCAUGUCAUAGUCUUUCAGCAUUUAAAGUGCAAAGAAAUUUGAAGAAAUAACUGUUUGAAAUAUUGUAAUUAUUACAUCAUGCAUCAUUUCAAAGUUAAUAGUUAUACUAGGAAGUAUUUCUAUAGUGUCUGUGAGAAGUACCACUCAAGGAGGUGCAAAUCAAUUCACAUUUUCAUAGAGGCAGGGAUCUUCAAAGAAAGCAAGCAUUGCAGAGACAAAUCUCACUGAGUUUCCAACUAAGGAACCAGCUGAUUGGAUCUAACUGGAAUUUUUUUUAUUUCCACAAAGUAGCAAAGUUGAAACUGACAAGAACAGUCAUGUCAUCUCUAAUUUUGUAUUAAAAAGCAGAAAAUAAACAUGUUCAUUCCUGGAAGCAAUUCCUAAAGGAUACCCCAGCCCAAGAGUGGCCACUCUUCUUGACUCCCAGGUUUGCUGUGGCUUGUCAUUGCAACACGCUCUCUCAGAAGCCAGCACAUGUCUGGGAACAGGAGCUACAACUGAGUUUUAUGGUAUACUGGUGAUGCUGGGCACACUGCUUCGGAGAAGUGGCAUCUCCCCACCUGGCUGCUUAUAGCCUGACACAACUCCAGUCAAGUGCUAGUAAGACAAAGUGCUAGUAAGCCGCAUACCACUGAGGAGCAAUAGGUCAGUCAUCUCUUAUCUCUACCAAAUUCAUUUUCUUUCUCUAAUGCCUUUUAAAUCAAGAAUAUUUUAGUGGCAACUAACAAUAACAUUUUGGUAUCAUAAAAUAAUCAAUACACAGAACACAUGGGAGUCUUGCAUGGUAAGCAACCUGAACUUUCCACAACUGCAAAAAAUAGCUCCAGGAGGGAGACAACAGUAGUUGCUGUAUGUGCUGUCCGUUCCAAACAUAUACCCUAUUAAAUGGUUUUGAAUUCAAUGAUCUGGCACCAGACUUCACAGAGUAAGUCCAUGAUCCAGUGAACUUGCCGGCUUUGUGGUUAUACACAGAAAUGAAUUCAAAGAAAGCAAUACACUCUACAGAUAUGUAGUGUAAAAUACUCUGUGAAAAACAGCUGUCAGUGACCCACGGUUUUGCAUCACCUGAUUGCCCAUAGAUAUUCAUAGACAGAUCACGGGUCAGUAAUUUAACCCAGCUGACCCAGUGGUGCAGAGACAUUACAGCCCCUACUUACAGCUUCAGUAGAUAUUCAGGAAAAGCCAACAUCCACAUGAUAUUGAAAUAAGAAUUUAGGUAAAAAAAAGGAUCUGUUGCCUGCUAUUAUAAGAGCAAAGAUCAGCUUUACUGCUGUUCAGCAUCUUUUCUUGUAGACUCCUAUCAACUGGAUAUACACAGGUUCUAGUUUAUGGAUCACUCAGCUAGUUCAUGCACAGAUGUCAGACACACAGGCUACAAGCAGUAACAUUGCACAGUUCUAAGCUGGGGGGGUGGGGGUGGGGCUAACAAAACAGUUAACAAAUGCAAUACUUUUUCAGAACAGUCUUUUCCAAACCAGCAGGGUCCAUUCAACACGUCAUCAAUACACACUCCAGCCCUGCUGCCAGUUUUGAACCGUGCACAGUAAGGCGUGGCUGCAUUGAGAGUUGGAACCACAAUCUUUAGUGAGGAAAUAGCUGCCAGCUCUCAAUACAAAGUUUUGCAGAGGGGUCUAAUAGUUGCACCACACACAGACGCAAGAGCCACCUGCUGCAGGCUGGAAAUAUCUUAGUCCAGGGUCAGCAUCUCCUGACUCCCACGGAGCUCCUACUGGCACAUUUAACCACUAAGCCUGGUAAAGAAAACAGAAUUUGGUAUACGAGCUUGCAAAGCACAUCGGAUUUAAAUUAAAAUCUCUUUCAAAACUUUAAAAGAGAAUUCAGCCCAAAACUUGGGAACAGGGUGUAUAACCAUAACUAGCACAUUUUCCCUCACUCCACUACUUUUAAAAAAAAAAUCAGAAAACAUUUCUCAUUUGAGAGCAACAACUUGGCAGCAAGGAAAAGGCAGUGGUUAUUAGAGGAACAGGAUGAAAAAAUAUGGCUAUUUAUGGAUUACCCAUACAAGUUGCCUUCUGGAGCUAGGAAUUAGCGAGUGCAAAA